CUGUGGUUCAUAUCAAUCCAACCCAAAAGAAAAAAACAGAGAGCAGUCGUCUCUCUCUUAAUGGGAUUCCAAUGUUUAAUUCUCCUCUCCGCCUCCUCCUCUUGAUCCUCCUCCGAUCACCAAUCACCGGUCUUCACAUCCUCCUCGUCUUUCUCCACUCUCUCUUAUAAAACUUAAUCAUUAAUUAAUUAAAUAAAAAAUCUCUCUCUCUCUCUCUCUCAAAAAUGGCAUCGGUUUUUCUGUACCACGUGGUGGGAGAUCUGACGGUGGGGAAGCCAGAGAUGGUCGAGUUCUACGAGACAGAGACCGUCGAAUCCGCGAUUCGCGCCAUCGGAGAGUCGACGGAGUGUGGGAUCCCCGUUUGGAGGAAGAGAUCCCCGUCCUCGGCUCUUCCUCCAGGGUUGGUGGAGAAUAGUGAGAUGAGGCAGCAGAGGUUUGUUGGGAUACUGAGUUCGUUGGAUAUAGUUGCGUUCUUGGCUAAGAGUGAGUGUCUUGAAGAAGACAAAGCUAUGAAGAUUCCUGUCUCUCAAGUUGUUUCCCCUAAUAAUACUCUCCUCAAACAAGUUGAUCCUGGCACCAGGUUGAUAGAUGCUUUGGAGAUGAUGAAACAAGGAGUGAGACGACUUCUAGUUCCGAAAAGCGUUGUUUGGAGAGGUAUGAGCAAGAGAUUCUCCAUUCUUUACAAUGGAAAAUGGCUGAAGAACAGUGAAAACUCUAGCAGUAGUAGCGGUCUACCCACUGACACCAACAGGCCUGCUACUUCCAAGGCAUCAAGCCGGGACAAGUUUUGCUGUCUCUCAAGGGAAGACGUGAUCCGCUUCCUUAUAGGCGUCCUUGGUGCAUUAGCUCCUUUGCCACUCACAUCAAUCUCUUCUCUUGGAAUCAUCAAUGUCAACUAUAACUUCAUUGAAGCCUCUUUGCCAGCAAUUGAAGCCACCAAAAGGCCACCGUGUGACCCGAGUGCGAUCGCUGUGUUAGAACAAACCGAAAACGAGAAACAGUUCAAGAUAAUAGGAGAAAUCUCAGCUUCAAAGCUCUGGAAAUGUGAUUAUCUUGCUGCAGCUUGGGCUCUAGCUAAUCUAUAUGCAGGACAGUUUGUGAUGGGAGUUGAGGACAACAUGUCAUCAAGAUCAUUCAGCGACUUCCUCCAAACUUCAUUUGUGGGAGGAGGAGACCAGAACGGUACAGCUACAACAAAGGCCAAGAAAUUCAGUAGCAGGAGCAUCGGUUUCAACCCAACAAGCCCGACAAGACUGAGCAUCGGUAGGAGCAUGUACAGGGGAAGAAGUGCGCCAUUAACUUGCAAAACAUCGAGCUCAUUGGCUGCGGUUAUGGCUCAGAUGCUGUCUCAUAGAGCCACACAUGUUUGGGUUACAGAGGCUGAUUCUGAUGAUGAUAUUCUUGUUGGAGUUGUGGGCUAUGGAGAGAUCUUAGCUGCUGUUACUAAACAGCCUUCUGCCUUUGUUCCUUCGAAUCGGUCUUACGAAGGUUUUGGUAAUGAAAAUCAAAGCUAAGACCACAUAAAUUAAAAGGAUUACAACUUAUGUCUGUUAUCCUGAGACAGUUUUUUGGGUGUGUUUGUCAAAUUGUGUACUAUUGAAUUUGGUAGCAUAGCUCGAAUAAGCAAAAAUAAACGAGCUAUAAUUUUUCUCUCUCAUUCAUUACUAUGUAAACUGUGUUGGUGUUUUAGUGUUUACAGCAUAUGUAUAAACAGAUUUGUCUAUUAUAGUAUUAGUAUUGCUG
This is a messenger RNA of Eruca vesicaria subsp. sativa (arugula), 1743 nucleotides long. The record is from the annotation of a GenBank genome assembly. NCBI's taxonomy places the organism in Eukaryota, Viridiplantae, Streptophyta, Magnoliopsida, Brassicales, Brassicaceae.